CCUCCCGGGCAGUAGGGGGCGGUACCGGGAACAGGAAACAGGAGUAAAGACGCGGCAGCAGCUUCGUCAUCUCACUUUUCAUUCAUUGCAUUCGAGGCCUACGACGUUUCUGAGGACGCACAGAUCGUCACCAUGGUGAAGAUUUUUAUCGGUAACCUGGCCUGCAACGCCACGCCCGAGGAGCUGCGGGAACUCUUCGAGAAGUACGGUAAAGUCACCGAGUGCGACACAGUCAAAAACUACGGUUUCGUGCACAUGAGCAGCACCACUGAGGCGGAGGAGGCCAUCAGGAACCUCCACCAGCACCAGCUGCACGGCUGGCGCAUGAAUGUGGAGAUGAGCAAAGGGAGGCCCAAGUCCACCACAAAGCUGCACGUCAGCAACCUGGGGGACAACGUGGAUGGUGACGUCCUGAAGGCCAAGUUUGAAGACUUCGGCCAGGUGGUGGAGUGCGACAUAGUGAAAGACUACGCCUUUGUGCACAUGGAGCGAAUGGAGGACGCCAUGGAGGCGAUCGAUAAGCUGGACAACACGGCCUUCAAAGGCAAGCUGAUGAGCGUACAGCUGUCCACCAGUCGGCUCCGCACGGCCCCAGGAAUGGGAGAUCAUACCGGCUGCUAUGUCUGCGGGAAACAUGGUCACUGGUCAAAAGACUGUCAAGCCAGUCGGAACGGUAGCCACGGCGAAGGCUCAAGAGGUCGCAGCGGCCGGGGCCCCCCCCCACGCGGUCCCCCUGGUUAUGGCAGGGGCAGCUACGAGAUGGCCGCACCUCCAGAGGAUGAUUACAUGGGUGGCUCUGCGUAUAGUCGAGCUAGUUACUUAGGAGGGAUACCGCCUCCCCCUCGUAGGCUCAGCUACGGCGCCGAGAUGGGGGAUCGGUAUAGAGCACCAAGCUCCUAUCCUGAGAGGUCAUCGGCUUAUGAUCGUGACCGCAUCUAUAGCAGUGUUGACUACUAUGAGAAGUACAGAGCUCGCCCUUAUGGCACCAGCUAUUUCGAGGAUCGUCGCAUGUCCUAUAUCCCCCCUCCCCCUCCUCCCUCUUCCUCCCUCUCAAAGCUUUCAUCCGGUUUAGAUCCAUACGAUCGUCGGCCUCUUCCUCCUCCUUCUCCGGCCUCCGCAGCUGCAGCGUACUAUGCACGAGACCGCAGCCCGAUCAGACGUGUGCCCAUCCCCGCCGCGGCGUAUGGCUACGAGCGAACACGCCUGUCUCCAGUGCCGGCCCCCAGAAGCUCCUACCCUGCUCCACGGCCCAAGGACCAUUACACACCGCGUUACGCGCCUUACUGAAGACACAGUGUCAAGGUUUGUUUGUGAACUGCAGGAUAUCUCCUUCCCUAUCAAUACUCCGAGCUUCAGGGUUCCAUCUGAAAAGCAUAAAGAUCCAGAAAUUCAGAUUUACAGAGAUCUUCAGGCAGCUGAGACACCAGCUGCCAGCGGAUAAAUCGUCCCUUCAGUCGCGUGAUAGUUUGCAAACUGCGUUGACACUUAUGAUGUAUAAAACGAUACUCUUCUCACUCUUUUCGCAGCUUUCUUUUCGGAUUUUAGACAUGGCUUUAUUUUGUUGUAUCUGUUUCUUCCUUACAUGAAGCAAACUGUAACUCUCAGAAAGUGAAUUGUUUGGCUUCUUUUUGUCACAGAGAUGAAAUGUUUUCGUUUCAUCCAUAUAUGUGAGCAUUUAAGUUUUGUUUUGAUUGAGAUGCGGGUGAACUCAUGCCGGUUUGAAUCUUCUUUACAGACACAGAUCUGAGGUCGUCUUAGUUCUAGGGACAAAAACUAACCCGAGUGUUUCAUUACUUAAAAUCAUUAAUUAACACUUUCUGUGUUUCUGCUGAACUGAGGUCAAGACUUUUGAAAUAAAAGUGAAGCAAGGCGACACCAAAACAAGAAUAUGUCCGACAUGAUUCUGAUUCUGACAUGAAAAGUCAUACUAAGCAUUAACAUGUUGAAUUUGUGUUUCCUCGCUUCAACCCGUCAUGUUUCAGUUCUCGUCUGGGAUGAGCGUCUCUAAUAUCGUUGAUUAAACAGACGUGAGGCAGGACUCAGGGCUCAGGGUCUGUGAGAGUCAGGAGGCACCUGUGUUUUGUUGAAGGUGCCUUUGUUUGUUUUGCAAAUAUAAAGGUGGAUUUGAAGUUUGUAUUUUUCAUACUAGCUGUACAAGUACCAGCACACAUUAAAAUCUCAAAUGAAAGUGAUUUUUAAUAAAGCCAAAGUUAUUUUGGUGUCCACAGUU
Messenger RNA from Notolabrus celidotus (New Zealand spotty), 2230 nucleotides. Its product is annotated as RNA-binding protein 4.1-like. The record is from RefSeq and is a predicted model, not a curated record. Gene Ontology annotation, molecular function: mRNA binding; zinc ion binding. NCBI's taxonomy places the organism in Eukaryota, Metazoa, Chordata, Actinopteri, Labriformes, Labridae. The transcript has 4 exons. Gene Ontology annotation, cellular component: cytosol. Bases 133 to 1287 code for a protein of 384 amino acids.